Messenger RNA from Hypoxylon trugodes, 882 nucleotides. RefSeq lists its product as uncharacterized. The record is from RefSeq and is a predicted model, not a curated record. The transcript is spliced from 2 exons. Bases 1 to 669 code for a protein of 222 amino acids. Lineage: Eukaryota; Fungi; Ascomycota; Sordariomycetes; Xylariales; Hypoxylaceae.
AUGGAUCCGGAUUGUGCUAUUUGCCAUGCUCCUGCUAGCCUCGCCUGCGACUGCGAGGCUAAGGGCCUCGAGAUUGCCGUCGAGCAAGCAGAGGCCCGUAUGAUGCAGUCAGUGUAUAACGACAUACGUUCAUGGGUUCGAGCACAUGCUCAAGACUACAUACUUGAAUAUUUCCGGCUGCUCACCGAGAGACGCAAGGCCGCACACACAUCCCACCUCGAACGACUAUCAGCUCACGCCUACCAUUACUAUCACGCCCCACCGCAUCCGAACGAGAUUGCCGCCGCUCAAGCGACUCUGAAACGAGGAAUCGACGAGGAUUGGCAAUCCAGUGUUCAGCGGUAUCCAGAAGUGUUAGAAUACUUCUUCAGCUUGGUGGAGUUAACACUCCCACCCGAUGACGAACCUGCAGUCAAAGACCCUCCCUUAAGUGCCUUGCAAGGAUCACGGAAGGCGAACAGACGAGGAACGUCGACGGCUACGGUGGCAGGAGAUAGCUUCCCUGAAAGAGAACGGGAACGCAAUCCUCUUGCGAGAAGGACACCCCCACCUCCUAUGGACCGGAGAACACCGGGUCCGGUUGUGAAUCCACUUGCCCCACCGCCGAGUCAACGGAGACAUAGCUACCGACCUCCUACUGCGCCGCCAACGGCCUACUUCCACUAUUAAUCUAAGUCACCUAUAAGGAGAGACGGCUUGAAGCUUGUCUCCCUCUGUACCCGCACUAGCCAAAAAAUACGGCUACGACAGCUUGACGUCCGAACGGGUUAAUCCUCCCUCCUAUCCGUCAUAACUUGUAAAAUUGGAUCCACAGCACAUACGACUCCUUCAUUGCCUCCCUCCGACUUUCACCCUUUCUAACAUUAAUUCGAAAAAAGAACG